AUGCGUUCUGAGGAAUUAGUACAAGGUGGAUGCAUGGUGUUAACAUUUGUUGGCCGGAGUAUUGCUGAUCCAACCAGUGACGACUGUUGCAUUAUCUGGAAGCUACUAGCCCAAUCACUUCACGAACUACUCAAAGAGGGACUGAUCCAAGAAUCAGACUUUAAGUCAUUCAAUAUACCAUACUAUAAUCCAUGUGAAGAUGAAGUUAGGAACAUUAUUCAGAAUGAGGGGUCGUUUUCUCUUGAUAUGUUGAAUGUUUUUCAAGUCAACUGGGAUCCACAUGAUACAGAUUAUAUAAGUACGGAGGAUUUUGAUGUGCCUAGCCAUAUCCACGGGGAAAAUGCAGCAAAAGCUUUGAGAGCUGUUAUGGAACCAUUAUUGACCUCUCAUUUCGGAAAUUCCAUAAUAGACAUCCUAUUCGACAAGUUUAAGAAGCAUGUAUCACUACAGCUUGCUAAGAAAAAAAUAAGAUACUAUAAUAUAGUCGUUUCAUUGUCUAGAAAAUGA
Messenger RNA from Lactuca saligna, 507 nucleotides. The record is from the annotation of a GenBank genome assembly. NCBI's taxonomy places the organism in Eukaryota, Viridiplantae, Streptophyta, Magnoliopsida, Asterales, Asteraceae.